UGGUAGAACUAAAUAAUAAGACUUUUCAUUUGUCUGUCGUCAGUCAAUGAAACCAUUUUUACGAGUCCAGUUCAUUUGGUAGAGUCAAAAAGUAUAAGGCCAAAAUGAUUUUCACAAAGACUUUUUUAAUAUCAAUGGUUUUGGUUUUUGCCUUUGCCAAAUUCAUUAACGGCGAAGGGAGCGACGAAACGAGCGAAGAAGUGACAACGAUUGUGGCCAAACCCGUAGUGAAGAAAUUUACUACUGUGGAAAGAUCAACUUCAGAGAAUGUUCAAAAAGAUCUAGAAAAAAUAAAGGAAAAUACGGAGACGUCUAGCGGAGUUGGUAAUACUAUAAAGAAAUCUUUUAAAGCGAUCUGUUCACCCCUAAGAUUUUUAUGGAAUUCGAUUGGAAAAACUAUUGGGAAUAGCUCUACUUCAUCCAAAAUAAGUGAAGACUAAAAAAAAAAAUAAUAACAGAGAUGAGAUUAUGUGUUACUAUUAAAUAUAUAUUUAUUAAUGUAAUGUGAUAUAAUUUAAUCGUUUCUUAUUUAUUAAAUAGAAAGUCAUUGUUUUCUCAAUUUAUACUGAUGAUAAUGUUACCUAAAUCAUGAUAUGAUACAAGAUAUGUGAAAUUUUAAACUA
Molecule: messenger RNA, 623 nt
Organism: Sipha flava (yellow sugarcane aphid)
Lineage: Eukaryota; Metazoa; Arthropoda; Insecta; Hemiptera; Aphididae
Exons: 3
Coding region: 105-440 (111 amino acids)
Source: RefSeq, a predicted model, not a curated record